This is a messenger RNA of Rhizopus microsporus ATCC 52813, 1038 nucleotides long. RefSeq names its product Ribokinase-like protein. Gene Ontology annotation, molecular function: adenosine kinase activity. Gene Ontology annotation, cellular component: cytosol; nucleus. Bases 1 to 1038 code for a protein of 345 amino acids. Lineage: Eukaryota; Fungi; Mucoromycota; Mucoromycetes; Mucorales; Rhizopodaceae. The record is from RefSeq and is a predicted model, not a curated record. Gene Ontology annotation, biological process: purine ribonucleoside salvage. The transcript is spliced from 2 exons.
AUGUCUUUCACACUUCUUGCUAUGGAAAAUCCUUUAUUGGAUAUUCAAUGUAAGCCCAGCGAGGAACUUCUCAAGAAGUACAAUUUGAAGGCAAACGAUGCUAUCUUGGCCGACGACUCUCACCAACCUUUGUACAAGGAAAUCCUUGACAACUAUGAGGUUAAUUAUGUUGCUGGUGGCGCUGCCCAAAACACGGCUCGUGGUGCUCAAUUCUUUUUACCUCCCAAGUCUGUUAUCUAUAUGGGCUGUGUCUCUGAUGAUAAGUUUGCCGAGACCAUGAAGAAGGCUGCUGAAGCUGAUGGUUUGACUACUAACUAUGAAGUGACCAAGGAAGCACCUACUGGUGUCUGUGCUGUCUUGAUCACUGGCCAUAACCGUUCUCUUGUUACAAGAUUAGAUGCCGCUGAAAAGUUCCAAGUGUCUUUCCUUCAAAGCCCCGAAAACUGGAAAUAUGUUGAAGAAGCCAAAUACUACUACUUUGGCAGCUUCUUCAUCACUCACGAUGGUGGAUACCAAUCUGCUCUUUUAGUUUCUGAACACGCUGCCAAGAACAACAAGACCUUUGCUCUCAACUUGAGCGCACCCUUCUUGUCCAUGUUCUUCAAGGAACGUCUUGAUGCCGUCAUCAAGAACACUGAUAUCCUCUUUGGUAAUGAAGACGAAGCUCGUACAUAUGCCAAACAGAUGAACUGGGGUACUGAAGAUGUUGAGGAGAUUGCAAAGAAAUUGUCUCAGUUGGAAAAGAGCAACAGCAGACCCCGUUUGGUUGUCAUCACUCAAGGUGCUCAUGCUACUGUCACUGCUAUCGGUAACAAAAGUCAUAGCUACCCUGUGAUCAAGGUCGAUGAAAGCGAAAUCAUUGAUACCAAUGGCUGUGGCGAUGGUUUCUGUGGUGGUUUCAUGGGAUUGUACGCCCAAGGUGUUGAAGACCCUGCUCGCUGUGUUCAAGCUGGUCAUUAUCUCGCUAAUCUUGUCAUCAAGAACAUCGGCCCUACCUACCCUCCCAUGUCUGAAAGAACAAAUGUCCCUUCUUUCUAA